AUGAACAAUUGGCAGCAUUCCUUUACGCACUCUGUGGACCUUAUAGAGCAUUUGAAGAAACCAUACCUCCGAUAUGACGAUAGGGAAAAGGAGGCAACAAGUACGAGUUUUGAUGCAAGGGCAAACUUAGUAUGGGUUGGGGACAGCUACGGAAGGAUUUCCUCUUACGAUCCCAAUUUUUCCUUGUAUAGCCGUUUCACAGCUCAUAUUGGUGGAACGGCGGUCAGGGAUGUUCUGACUCAUAGGGAAGGUGUCCUGUCGAUUGGUGACGAUUCGUUGCAUUUUGCAAACCGCCGAGGUAUCGCGCUGCUCAACCUGACAAGCGUGGAUGUUGCAGCUUUCGAUUCACUUAAUGCCAUGUGUUUGGGUACGUCAGAUCAGCACGAUGAAGUUUAUUGUGCAGGUAGCAAUUUAGCUUCGGGUAUUGUGCGUAUCAAUCUGAGUCGAGGAUGUGUGGGGUCUAUAAUGAGCUACUCAUCGAAGGUGAAGCUGCUGUCGUCCAAUAACAAGCAUAUAUGUAUUGGCAAGCAAAGCGGAGGGAUUGAUAUUUUCGAUCCGCUCUCAGAUAGCAUCGUGAAGUCAUUCCCGGCUCAUUUGGGGACUAUAUCUGCAAUGGACACGCGGGGAUACAAUCUUGUGGCUGUCGGAAAAUCGAGACGAUUCAACAGCUUGUAUGCCGAUCCCUUUGUGAACGUCUAUGACCUGCGAAUGAUGCAGCAGCUGCCACCUGUAUCUUUUUCUAAGGGCACGACCAUGGGGGCUGGUGGCGCGGAUUUCGUGCAACUUCAUCCGCUUCUACCAACGGUCGUUCUGGUAGCCUCGCAGUCCGGUUCAUUUGACUUCGUAGAUCUAGUGAAUCCAACUCUGAGAACUCAACAUGUUCACCCUAUUCAACCCAUCAAAGAUAUCAAGCUAUCACCUAACGGAGAUCAUCUUAUUUUUGUCGGAAAUGACAACGUCAUGACAACGUGGACGAGAUCUGCAGAUUCGACCUCUUUCACUAGCACACCAGAGAUAUGGGAAUAUCCUGAUUUCGUUGACGAUGGUGAUGUUCCAAGCGUUUCCGUAGACGAUUAUGGUUAUCCGUUGAGCAGCGUUGGAAUGCCCUACUACAGUCAAAAGCUUCUUUCUGCGUGGAAUAAUGUCGUUUUUCGAAGUCCCGGCACCAUUCCUAUGCCAAUCGAUACAUCAAUACAGUCUUCAGCUAAAAUGCAGGUCUCUAAAAAUGGAUCAUCACCCGAUGUGAAAACGUAUGCACUCAUGCACUAUGACAAGAACAAAUUCGGACCUAGGAAUACGCUACAACCCUAUAUAUGUCUCAGAGACGUGAGGAAAAGAAUAGCGUCUGGCACAAUUCCGGAUGACGUUUUGCGGUACAAGCCGCUAAAGGAAGGCGAGAUUCCCCCUGCAUACGGUAAGCUACAGUUAAGCCAUGGGCGCUAUGGUUCGGAUAAUUUUGAUUUUCAAGCAUUCAACAAGACACCAUUUUCGACUCUAGAUACGGACGGCGAUAAUACAUAUACAAACGCCGUUUUACAACUGUAUCGCUUCGUACCUGAGGUGUUCAACUUUGUUGUUGGCUGCUUAAAGAAUGAAAAUUUUGAGUCCAAUUCGCUUCUUACUGAGUUAGGCUAUCUGUACGAUAUGAUAGACAGGUCAAAAGGUACAGUAUGUCGAUCCACAAAUUUCCAGAGUUCCCUGAAUUCCAUUGAAAAGGCGAAGGAAUUGGGCCUAACGACGACAUUUCCGAAUGAUUUACAAAUGCUUGAACGGCUUAACAUAGCAAAGGAGAAGAUUUCAACAGGUCCUGAAAGGCUUCAAAGAAGCUUAGGCCAGAAGUUCAAUGAAUUUCUGCUAACGAGACUAAUUGAAGAGGAAGCAGGCAGAGAUGCAAACAGCAUGGUUUUAAAGGAACUUUUUGGUUUUCAGCUGGACUCAAUCGUCCGCUCUAGCUCUCAGCACUAUGAGAAAUCGACCAGCACAGUUCUCACUUUGACUCUGCUGUCACCUGCAAGGAAUGGUUUCAAAUCAGUCGGCAAGCGCUCAGGCAAUCAGACUAUUUUACCCUAUCUGGAAUCAUCUAUGAAGAGAGUGAAGCAUAUCAAUAACAGCAAACUAGAAACUGUCGGUUAUGAAAGAACGGUUAAGAACCUUCCGCCGAUCCUUUCUUUAAAUAUUCUUCUAACAGACUCUGAAUGGAAUAUUGCUAAAUCCAACCGCAACUGGCUAGCCAAGGAUUUUUACGCUACUAUGUCCAAAGACAAAGCUCUUCUUCAGCCGACCCUCAAAGAUCUGAAGGGAAAUAGCCCGAUAUUCAAGUAUGAAUUAAACGGCUAUGUGGCUAAGGUGACCGACAAUAAUUGCGAAUCACGUCUCGUAACGUAUGCCCGAAAAUACGAUAGAGCGUCAGAUCAAUUCAAAUGGUACAUGUUUAAUGGGUACCUGGCGAUCGAAAUUGAAGAAGAAGAAGCUCUCGAUAUAUCAUAUUGGUGGAAGACACCUGAAAUGAUCAUAUACUGCGAUGCCGAGGAAAUUCGAAAGCCUUUUUUCUCUGUGGAUACAUACCCAAUUAAUUGCGAUAUCCUAUAUCGCGACCAUUUUGCUAAUAAGCUAAAAGAGUCCGCGAAACUGGAGUACAAACUUCUAACAAAGGAGGAGGCACCUCAACCCGGAAGCCUGGUCGCGAUCGAUGCAGAGUUUGUUAUUUUAAAUGAGGAAAUGAGUGAUAUCGAUUGCCAUGGUGUCAAAACCAUAGUCAAACCUAAAAAGACAGCGCUCGCUAGACUUUCCGCAAUCCGAUGCGCAGACGGGCCUCUUUUUGGAGUUCCCUUUAUUGAUGACUAUAUUUUCAACGAGGGGCCAAUCGAAAACUAUGUUACAAAAUACAGCGGUAUUUCGCCAGGUGAUUUGGAUUUAAAAACCAGCUCAAAGCCUUUGGUUUCUAGAGAGGUAACUUACAGAAAAGUUUGGCUCUUAAUGCAAAUUGGUUGUGUAUUCGUUGGCCACGGUCUAAGUAAUGACUUCAAACACAUCAACAUUAACGUACCAGCCGCACAAAUAAGAGAUACUGCCUUAUAUUUUUUGAGAGGAAAACGUUACUUGUCGCUGAGAUACCUCGCCUUCGCUCUGCUCGAUAGAAACAUCCAAGAGGGGAACCAUGAUUCGAUAGAAGAUGCAUACACUGCUUUGAUCUUGUACCAAAAAUAUUUGGACCUUCAGAAAAACGGUACAUUGGAGCAUGUAUUAGAUAGAAUAUAUUCAGAGGGGAGGGCCCUGAAUUAUCGGGUUCCCCUCUAG
Molecule: messenger RNA, 3297 nt
Organism: Torulaspora globosa
Lineage: Eukaryota; Fungi; Ascomycota; Saccharomycetes; Saccharomycetales; Saccharomycetaceae
Gene: PAN2
Product: poly(A)-specific ribonuclease
Exons: 1
Coding region: 1-3297 (1098 amino acids)
Biological process (GO): nuclear-transcribed mRNA poly(A) tail shortening
Cellular component (GO): PAN complex; P-body
Molecular function (GO): nucleic acid binding; protein binding
Source: RefSeq, a predicted model, not a curated record